AUGAUUUUCAAAGUUAUUGCAUGCAUCAGUAUCUGCAUUGGCUGGGGGAAUGCCUUUGAGGUUUUCCAGCCCAACCGAGUGGAAGCAAACAACAGUGGGGUAGCCAGGCUGAGAUGCAACUACAACUUCACAGGGAAGGGAGAGGAGUUCAGAAUCACACUCUUCCGGGGAAUCAGCGACCAAACCAUCGUCUGCGCCUCUUCUUUUCAUCUUCCUAACACCACCUUCGAGACCAAAGAAGGGCUGUUCAGCUGCCAGGGUGAGGCAAGCAGGAACAGUGUGGACCUCACCAUAUCGGGGAUGAGCAGCUUCGAUACAGAUAUCUACAAGUGCCGGGUGGAAAUAAUGUACCCACCACCGUAUCGACAGAGGGUGGGAAAUGGAACUGUGAUUUACAUUCCAGAAAUUCAGACUUGUCCUAAAAUUGAAAGCAGUAUGGAGUGGAUCUUCGUGGCAGUCUCUGGCUGUAUAAUAGCAUGCACUGUGAUCAUAAUAGCUGCCAUCUUGGUAAUUAGGAUUUGUCAACAGAACAGGAAAGCUGACUAUGUUGAUAUGUCACCGGUAAUAUCAGAAAAGAGAAACUCUAAUAACCGCUAUGUAAUUUUGUGAAGUGAAUAAGAAUGGUAUUUUUUGUUUUUGUUUGGAAACAAGCAUUAUCAGAUAUACUGUACAUAGCAGACUCAAGCCUUGCCACCAAGGUUCAGUUUAUGUGAUCUGAGUUAACUGCUGUAUGUUAAAUGUUUAUUUUGGGCAGUGAUGUCACUUCUCUACAAUGAGGUGUGACAUCACCAUGAACCCUGUAAAAUAUUAUCUCACCAUAAUUUAGCUGUCUUGUGAAAUCUAUAUUGAUUAAAAUUACACGUUCCAAAAUUUGGAUUUUAUUUAACCUAAUACCGUAUGCAAAAUCUUGUCAUGAACACCAAUGUUAAUUUUCUGUGAAAAAUAUGAGUUGCUUUAACAAGCGUUUGAAUGACAUAUUAUUUAGAUAUUUAGAUAAUGAAACAGUGGAUUAUGUUAUAAAUGGUGCCUUAUCUCAAUAUUUAAAGUUUCUUCAUUUAUGUGUAAUAAAUUGCCUUCUUCUACUCUAUACCACUAGGUGGCCCUGUUGUUCUGCAAGCUUCUCUGGUUUACAAAACAGUUCUAAA
Messenger RNA from Acipenser ruthenus (sterlet), 1145 nucleotides. Its product is annotated as cytotoxic T-lymphocyte protein 4-like. The transcript has 4 exons. The record is from RefSeq and is a predicted model, not a curated record. NCBI's taxonomy places the organism in Eukaryota, Metazoa, Chordata, Actinopteri, Acipenseriformes, Acipenseridae. Gene Ontology annotation, biological process: regulation of T cell proliferation; T cell receptor signaling pathway. The coding region runs from base 1 to 609 and encodes 202 amino acids. Gene Ontology annotation, cellular component: external side of plasma membrane.